This is a messenger RNA of Lycium barbarum (goji berry), 936 nucleotides long. RefSeq lists its product as uncharacterized. The transcript has 4 exons. Bases 1 to 936 code for a protein of 311 amino acids. The record is from RefSeq and is a predicted model, not a curated record. Lineage: Eukaryota; Viridiplantae; Streptophyta; Magnoliopsida; Solanales; Solanaceae.
AUGCAGAAAUCUAUCCAUGAGCUAGAACGUCAGAUGGGCCAAAUGGCAGUUUCUCAAACUAUCAGACCACAUGGUGCUCUUCCAAGCAAUAUCGAAAAGAAUCUGAAAGAACAACUUCUUGCAGUCUCUUUGAGGAAUGGUAGACAAUUGGAAGAAGUUACUCCAAAGAAAAAAAAGGUGAAUGCUGAGAUGAUUCUUGCUAAGAGGGCAGAAACUGAACAAAAGAUUAUUGAUAAUGUUGUAGAGCAGUCAGAGGUACACAUCAACAUCCCUUUGGUGGAGUUCUUGCAAGAGGUUCUGAAAUAUGCUAAGUACAUCAAAGACAUUGAUGUAAACAAAAGACGUGUGAUAGAUAUUGAGACUGUACCACUUAUUGAAGAGUGCAUUUCCAGAGUGAGGAGCAAGAUUCCAUCGAAGCAGAAAAAUUGGGGAAAUUUCACCAUCUCGAUCACUAUCGAUAACAUUGAGGUUGGGCUAAUAUUGUGUGAUUUAAGUACUAGUAUUAAUCUGAUGCCCACCUCUGUGUUCCAGAAGUUGGGAUUGGGCGACCCAAGACUAAUAACAGUCACUUUACAAUUGGCAUAUAGAUCUCUGGCAUGCCCCGUUGGUAUAAUUGAAGACCAUCUCAUGAAAGUUGCCCCGUACAUCUUGCCAGUUGACUUCAUCAUUCUUGAUUAUGGAGCCGACAAAAAUGUAUCUCUUAUUAUGGGAGAGAUUCUUAGCUACUAUCCCUUGGAGAUAGCGUUGGUAUAUGGGGAAGAUUUAAUGGAAAAUGAGACAGUCAAGGAGUGUCUUCACAUUCUUGACACUUCUUGUGCCUAUGUACAUGCCAAUAAGACGUUUGAAUACUGGGAGAGAAUAAAAUCUUGGAAAAAGCCAAAACCUUUCAUUAAGGAGGCCCCGGUUGAACAUAUGUUGCGAGGAAUUGAGAGAUAG